Sclerotinia trifoliorum is the source of this 2995-nucleotide messenger RNA. The record is from the annotation of a GenBank genome assembly. NCBI's taxonomy places the organism in Eukaryota, Fungi, Ascomycota, Leotiomycetes, Helotiales, Sclerotiniaceae.
UGAACUUUCGACGCCCUCAGGCGGUCUUGUAAAGUUCUCAAGAUUAGUAGAGAAAAUUGUUUCAUGUCGAGAUUAUGCUCUAGAUCGUGUCGGAGUAGUCCUACUUCUCCUAUCUCAUAACCAUGCUACCUAACUUCGGUCUACGGGGUCUCCAGGUGUGAUUUGGGCUUACCAUGUCGAUAGUUCCAUCGGGCAAAGUAGCCGGUAACCAUUUGCGAUUAAGGAACUGCUUGUACUUUGUUGCUGUUGCUUCUGAUGGGGACCAGGAGCAAGUGGUUUUCAGAAGUCACUGGUGGAGGUGCAAAGGUUGAAACCGGAGUCAUUGAAAAGGGAAAGGGAAAGGCGACCAUCCAUGGUUCAGAUGCUGAUUAUGAUGCUCUUCUUUCUGGUCCAAUUAUUUUCGGCAGAAAUCAAGCUCUUCAACCUUUAAGUUGGGCUGAUGAAGUGAUUGAAGCAUUCAACGCAGGUCCGGAUCCAAGUAAAGUUGUUGGUGGUCACACUCAUCGACCUGGCACGGUUGAUGUCACGGAAGAAGAAGACAAUCUUGAGGAGGAAGUUAACCCUGAGGAGGAAGCUAACUCUGAGCAGGAAGCUAACUCUGAAGCUGCUCUGCCUCAAGAGGACAACGACAUGCAAUGGACCGCUCGAUUUAUCUCAAUCAAGAGUCCCAGCUCAUUUGUCAUUGCCUUCACUAUGGGUAAAGGCCAGCAGAAGAAAUUUCACGUUGGAGGUACAGCCAACGUUGAACUAAAGGUUAAGGACAAUCUCAAUGUUAGCUAACGUGAACUCAGGGCCAUCGAUAUCCUUGCCACCAAGAAAGCCAAUAACGACACCUACGGAAAAAUCCUCGAGCGAGUCAUCCUUGGAGAAGGCAUGACUGACGUUAAAUAUGAGAUAGCCAAUCUUCAGACUUUGAAAGGAAGAGCAUACCAAUACUUGGGACCUGAGAGACAAUGCCUUUACGACGAUUGGCUCGAACAAAGUAACCUCGACUCUGUACAACGAGAAGCUUAUGAUGCAGUUAUCGAGGGUCAGCUACCUAUUACCAUCAUUCAAGGUCCACCAGGCACUGGUAAGACCAUGAAUAGUAGGGUCACCUGCGUCGGAGCAGCACAGCUUGGCAACCAAGUGCUAUACACUGCACCACUAACAAGGCUUCUAAGAGUGUAUUAAUGUCGAUCAUUGAGAGUGCAGAUAUGUUGAUUGGAAGUGCUCAGGAACUAGAUGAUAAUCCUAUAUGCGUGAGGAUUGCCAAGCAAAUGAAGGAAGAGUUCAACAUCAUUUACUUCGCGACCAACGCUCGCACGAAAUCGGACUUUUUGAAGGUCAAUGAUCAAGCUCUGCCAAAUGAAAUGAACUAGAAAUCCGUUAGCAAGGAAGACGUUGUUCUUGAGAAAUACAAGAUCUGGUCUCAUAUUGAUAGAUCUUUCCGACGCAAGGCAAACGACCCAACUUUGACUUCAACAGAUCGCCAAAAGGCAAGCAGCUGGCUCAAGACCCAUGAACGUAUUCGAGAUGGUACUCCUAUGCAAGCCCGAUUGGUAAGACAAUACGUGAAAGCCGCUCUCGUCGAAAUGGAAGCAAUCGUUACGAGAAAGACCACCAAGAUCAUCGUCUCAACCUGCAACAACUCGGAGCCACUCUAUGACAUGGGUUUUAGACCAAAUGUUGUCAUGAUUGAUGAAGCAGCUUUCGGCACCGAACCCGAUUGUUGUAUUCCACUUAUGUUUGGUCAAUCUCACGCAGUUUUCCAUGGUGAUCACAAACAAUUGAAGCCAGUCGUUCAGUAGGUUGGAACCAACGAAUUUUGUGCUCAAUUGUCCAGGACUUGUUUCGAGGGAUUGAUCAUGCAAGGAAAUCUUAGGGUCGUUCAACUCAAAGAGAACUAUCGUACGCACCCGGAUAUUGCUAACCUCCCUGGGAUCCUAAGCUACGAAUGGCUUGACAGUGCUCAAAGAACAAGAACUGAGACGGAUAUGUUCAGAAGAAUUCGCGAUUGGUUCAAUAAAUCUGAGUACAAGACUCUUCGCCGUCGUCCUGCAUACGGAGCCAGCGCCCACGCCAGCAUCCGACGUCUGCUCUUCAAUGUUCCUACUGGGACUUCGGCCGCUCCAGAAAAUAGCGAAUCAAAAGUAAACUUCGCAAAUAUUAACGCAAUUGUGAAAUUGACUCUAGAUAUCCUGGCAGCCACACCAGAUUUCCAUCUUGACAGGUUACAAGGAACAACUCGAAGAAAUCAAAGUCAUGUUAACCAUGGAUUUUUUAAGAAAGGGAUACACUAAUAUUCCCCAAGUUUUCACCAUUUACAGCAUUCAAGGUGGUCAAAAUGAGUUCACCAUUAUUGAUAUUACUGCAGCCAAUGAAUUCCACCCAAGUCUUAUCGGUUUCAUCAAGGAGUGGAAUCGUAUGAACGUUGCCCUUACUCGCGCUAGGCAAUUCCUCUGGAUGGUCGGUAACCUUGACGCCUGGCGCCGUGAACUUGGAAGUAUCGUUCAAGUUCAACGUGCCAAGAAUUUCGCUUUCCUGAUCAUCGAUCUCUUGGACCUUGGUGAUAUUAUCGACAUGCGCAAUAUUGCGAAUCGUCUUCCCAUAUCUUUCGAAGAGUAUAAGCUAACUGCAUCCAGGGACUGGACUGGAUCGCCUGCCCAAGGCGAGGAUAAGAGUUAUCUUACCAAAAAGGACCUGCAGAAAAUCGCCGAGUACCGUUGGAAGAUGGUCAAUUUCGAGAAGAAUCUCCUAGAGAAACUUCAAGAGCUCCGAGACAAGACCGCCAAACACCAAGCCGAUCAUGAUGCUGGGAAGCAUGUCAAUCUGCCAAGCGGAGGUGUAGAUCAGAAUGUCGACGGUUGAAUUUUGACUUUUUGGUUAAUCCAGCUGUAGAAACACAUUCGCCUAGAAGACCGAAAACCCCAGAUUUUGUUGAUGGAUGGUAGAUUUGAUAUGUUGUUGGAAAGUUUUUAGGGUUAUUUAUUCCCACUGGCUUGAAAUUGGUGGU